Molecule: messenger RNA, 5134 nt
Organism: Chinchilla lanigera (long-tailed chinchilla)
Lineage: Eukaryota; Metazoa; Chordata; Mammalia; Rodentia; Chinchillidae
Gene: CUNH1orf167
Product: chromosome unknown open reading frame, human C1orf167
Exons: 17
Coding region: 322-3930 (1202 amino acids)
Source: RefSeq, a predicted model, not a curated record
UCCUUCGGUGGACCGGGAGGGUGGCGAGCAGGCAGGCGGGCCGAGGAGCAGAUGGCAGGGAGCCCAGACCCGCUUGAAACCGGCUUGGGGAGGCAGGGCGGCUCUAGUUUCCUGAGUCACCUGAAGGAAAGGCUGGAACUGCCGUGCAUGGAGCAGGGAGCUGCCCAACUGGGAAAGAUUGGUUUGGGGGCAUCCAGGAGAGCUGGGGACGGAACCCAGGGCCUGUGUGUGCCGGGCAAGUGCUCACCACCUAGCUACACCCUGGCCCAGCUCUGCUGAUUGACCCGGUGAGCCGACCAAGGACACAGCUGCCCCAAGCCCAUGGAACCGAGACCCGUCACCAGCCACAAGGAGAAUGUGCUCCUGGGGCCUGCCACUCCCCUGAGGCCAGAGCAGCAAAAAUUCCUGAGGACCCAGGGUGUCAACCUGGGCAGUGGCCAUGGCUCAUGGCCGUCGUCCAUGUGCGGGGCUGCAAGGGGAGGACCUGCCGCCACCUGCUCCUCGGGGACAGCGCUGUGCCAGGAGCCCCGCCGCAUCCAGACCAACCUCUCCAGCCCUCGUCCCCGCCGGGGCCCAGCCCUGAAGGACACGACGGGCUGGCUGGUGAAUUCGAGCUUCCCGCGACAGUGCAACGUGCAGCCCCGCACCCGCAGGCCCCCAGGAAAGGCGCCUGCGGCCCGGCAGAGUAACCUGGGUCUGACCGGGGCUGCCAGCCCGCCUCCCCGGGGCAGCCUCGGAGCGCUGGCUCGCCUGUCCCCCUGCCUGUGGCAGACACGCCCGGCCACAGCCCCCAGGCCCACGGCAAGCUUUGCCCCUCCCCAUGGGCGCACAUGGCCAGGCCCCGGAUUCUGGGGGCGCCUGGGGGGCCAGACCUCUAGGUUCACAGGGGAGCCCCUCACCCUGGAGGACCUGGCUGUCCCUCAGGCUCAGCGCCCGUCCCGCGCGGCCAUCCACCAGCUGCUGACUUCUGUGCAGCACCUGGAGUGGCAGGCAGCCCGUCUCGGGGGCCGGGCAUCUCGGGAGCCCCCGGGCCCUGCACAGCGGGGCCCCUCCCCGGGCGGUGGCCAGGCCCUUCCUGCCCGCGCCCAGCACAGCCGGCUUGCUCUUUCGUCCUGCGAUGAGAGGAGGAGACACCCCCAUGGCCACGGGGAAGCCACAGAUCUCUGGGUGACUCAGGGGACCCAGGCUGGUCACUCAGACCCUUGGGCACCCAGCCAGCCAGCAUCGCCCAAGACCUCUUUGGGAAUGUGGACUGGACGUUUCCAUUACUCUGAGCGGGAAGUCCUUCCUGCCCAGUCCCUCAGGCUGGAAGAGCAGGAGUCCGCAGGGCCCACCUCUCAAAGGUCCGACAGCAGGGAGGCCUGGCUCGGCUCUUCAGCCUGCUCCAGAGCCGCCACAGCCGGGAGAGUCCUACCCGGGUGGGAAGAAGUGCGCCCUCCGAUGGAGCCGGGAGAGAAGACAGCUUCCGGUCCCCCGGAUGAAGCCCCGGCAAGGAGGGGCGUCCACUGGGUGGAGCCCAGGGAGGCUGGCCAGCAGCUGCUGUCCAGAUGUUUCAGAGCCUGGAUGUGUGUGAUGCGGAGGCAGCAGGCAGCGGGGGCAGCCGUGGCUCUGAGCCGCAGGCAGCUGUUUCCAGAAGGCUUCCGGGCCCUGCGGUGGACCCUGUCGCUCCGCGAGGCCUGGCUGGAGGUGGCGUGGAGGCGACAUGCAAAGGCCUUGCUGGCCCAGACCUUCCGAGAGUGGAGACUCCUAGUGGUGAGGAGGAAACAAUGGCAGCCCCAUGUCCAGCCUUCGUCCAGACCCUGCGCUUCCUGGAGCGGCAAGGACCAAGUCCCCCACGGGGGAGGAGAGGCAGCAGGGUGCCCCACAGCAAGAAGCAGGGCAGGGAGCCUGAGGGAGGAGGAGGAAGCCCAGCCUCCUCCGCUGAACCCUGGGCAGAGACCAGACAGCGGAGUGGAGGGAGACGGUGGAGACCGGAGAGUCCAGACCCUGCAGGCCCUGCAGCGGCUGGCAGUCUUCCUUCUAUGGUGCCAGAAGAAGGACGGGGCCAGGAAGGAGACGGGGCCCCUCGGGGAGGUCACUCAGAGGACACAAAGGACAGAUGUGCCCCCCACGGCCCCUCAGCCGGGGAGAGAAUGGCUGUGCAGGUGCUUCCGGGCCUGGCAGCAGGUUGUAAAAAGAGAGGCCCAGUGCCAGGGCCACCUGGCUGACCACCGCAGGAGGACGCUGAGGAUAUGCCUGGGACAGUGGGUGCAGAUGAAGCAGCGCCGAGAGUCAGAUGGGGCGAAGGUGACCCAGCUGUUCCUCUGCUGGCAGAAGGGGGGCGACCUGGCCCUCCGAAGCUCAGCCCAUGGCCUGGAGACCAUGGCCCCGGUGUCCCUGCAGGGCGCCUGCCUGAGACUGUCCCUCGGCCGGGCCCUGCUGCUCUGGGGAACGCGCUUGUCCCAGCGCCAGCGGGCCAACUCCUUCUUCCAGGGCACAAGGGAGCGGGCCCUGCGGCGCGUCCUGAGCUGCUGGCACCAGAGGGUGUGGGGUGUAGAUGCCCCGUCAGCCAGCAGUGCAGCCACCUCGGACCUGGAGCCACUGGACAGCACCCCAGGCGGGUCAGCCUGGCUGGGCAGCAGCGCCUGCCGGGGCUCCCUGGAGAAGAGUCCUGGAGCCCCCGACCUCCUGGACACUCUCCGGACGAGUGACCUGCAGGCCGCUGGGCUGCAGCAGUGGGACCAGCGCCUUCUGCCCUGGCGGGCGUGGGGUGCAGCGAGGCAGUGCCGCAGCCUCCAGAGGCGCAUCCUCCUCACCUGGAGCCACUGGUCAGCAGCUCAAGGGGCUUGGAGAGAGCUGGCUGCCUGCCAGGCCUGCGACAGGAGCUGCAGGGCUGCCCUGGGCCUGUGGCGGCGGUGGCUGGCACAGCGGCAGGAGGCAGAGCGGUGGGCACAGGAGCGGGGCCGCGGCCGGGCUCGGGAUGCUCUGCGCCACUGGCACACCUGCUGGCAGAGACAGCAGCUCCUGCGUGAGAAGUACCGGAGGUGGGUGCAUGGCCACCUCCAGGGCCUGCGGAGGGCUGUGUUCCGGGGCUGGCGGCAGGAGGCGGCCCGGCAGAGGCACAUGCGCAGCCACUUCCAGGCCUGGUGUGAGCUUGGGAGAGACACGGGGGAGCCCAGGGCCCAGGGUCCAGCCUUCCAGGAUGCCCCAAGGACGAGAGCACUGGGGGCCGCACUUGCCGCAUGGCAGGGGGCCCGAGGGGUGACGGCCAGGGUACAGGAGCAGCAUGUGGCCCGGCCCUGUGUCCAGCACUGGAGCAGCCGUGCGCAGCAGGGCCUAGCAGAGAGACAGCUGAGGAGAGCCCAGGCCCAGCAGGCCUUUGUAGCAUGGCAAGUGGCCCUGGGCCAGUGCCAUGAGGCCCAGCAGGUGGCCCUGUGCUGGAUCCUGGAGCUUCAGGGGACCUGUGGAGUCCAUGCUGUCCAGAGGCUGAGUGCCCAGGCCCUAGCGGCCUGGGCCCAGGGCCACGUCCAGCGAGUGGCCAUCACCCAGCUCCUGCAGGCUGGGCUCGGGCGCAUCCUGCGGACCCACUGGGCCCAGUGGCGGACAGUGCUACUCAGAGUGCGGCUGGACCGAGGGACCCAGGCCCAGGGUGCCAGCCUUAGGCACUGGCCCAGGCCGGCCAGCAGAGGGCGCCUCCUCCUGCUGAUGGAUGCUCCAGCCCCUUGGAGGCAGGUCCCCAAAGGCUUUACAGACCCCACCCCUAGCCGGCUCUUGCAUGCUGUCCCAGCCCUGGGGAGCGGGCAACACCGGCCAACACCGUCCAGGUCUGGUGCAGAGUCCCAGGUGCUGCGGGUCCGAGUCUGUUCAAGAAGACAAGUAACACAGCACGUGCAGUCUGGGAUUGAGAUAGGUCCAUGGACACCGUCUCAUUUUAACCAAGUUUUCUUUUAAUUGGAAAAAUGCAAUAUGCCCAUUACAGAAAAUAAAAUAUAAAAGUAAAAAAAAAAAAAUCAUUUUUUGUAUUCAUAAGUAAUCACCAGCCCCUCUCCAGACCUGAAGCUAUUAGUUCUGACACUGGCAAAUGAUGAGGCACCACCACUACCAGGCAUAAAAGAUGACACUGCACGGGAGCCGGGACCGUCACUGAAGGACUCAGACGGGGCAGGUGGAGCAGUGUCUCUGAAGAUCACUAGGAUGCCAGGAGGAGCAGAGUUUACAGAUUCUUUUUUUUUUUGGUACUGGGAAUUGAACUCAGGACCUUGCGCUUGCCAGGCAGGCGCUUGUGCCGCUGAGCUGUAUCCCCAGCCCUGAGUUUACAGACUCUGAGAAAACUAAAGUGGUUUUUGUUCUUUCAAUGGAAUUGGGAGGCGAGAUUAAGGGUUUGCAAGAUUCACAUGGACAGAUCAGUAACAGUGCCAGGCCCAGGGUACUGGGUAUCCCCAUUUCUAGCUGGGUUGCAGAGGAUUUCUUUCACUCCACUCCUGUCAGCAAAGGCAAGGAUCCCAAACAGUGCUGGGGAAAUAGGCCCACAGACACAACAGAUGCUGCAAUGGCACCAUGUGAGCUUCUUUCCAGCCCUCCUCCCUGCUGCAGGUGCAGGUACACGUACACGUACACACACACACACACACACACACACACACACAGAGGAAGCCCCCUCAUCUGUCAACAUGGGCAGGUAGGAGGCAUCUUGCAGAGGCGUGGGGCCCCCCACUUACAUACUGGAGUAGCUGGGGGCUCGGGCUCAGGCCUCUAAGUCACUCACUCAAUCCUGUAAAGCUUAAGUGGGGACCGUGGCAACCACCUCAGAGCUGGUCCUGGCCCAGGUGAGCUCUUACUGGUUCCCUCUGACUGAAUGACUUCAGCGGGUGGGAGGACGGCCACACCGCCCAGGAGCACCUUCUCCAUCUCUGGGGGCCUCAGGCUCAUGGGAGGUCUCACGGUGCGGUGGACCCUCCCAUUUGGGUGCACGAAUGGGGGGUCCCACUGGUGGUUGGCCAGGGCAGCUGGGUUCCAGCAGGUCCUCGCCCAGGCUCAAGUGUUCUUCUCACUGUCAUUUAGACACAAAGCUGCAGGCCACAGGCCACAGGGUCCACGCAGCCUGGGCCACAUCACACUUACAGCGGACAGAGACCGCAGGGGGAAGCGGCCGGGG